Molecule: messenger RNA, 2900 nt
Organism: Eupeodes corollae
Lineage: Eukaryota; Metazoa; Arthropoda; Insecta; Diptera; Syrphidae
Product: LIM domain and actin-binding protein 1
Exons: 14
Coding region: 283-2721 (812 amino acids)
Biological process (GO): actin filament bundle assembly
Cellular component (GO): actin cytoskeleton; plasma membrane
Molecular function (GO): actin filament binding
Source: RefSeq, a predicted model, not a curated record
ACUCUCGUAGAGCUCGGUCAUGUUGUGAAAAACUCUCGCCGUUUAAUCAACUGAAUAAAUACCAGAAAAUUUUCUAUUUUUACAAAUAUAGCCAACAAUUUUUUUUGUUUAAAUGAGAUUCUCUCUUCCUGUGUAAGAAACGUUUGAUUUCGGUUGCUUGUAGAUAGUAAUUUCUCAUGAUAUAAGAAAAACAUCUGAAAAAUAUUUAAAUAUUUUUUUGACAAAAUUGAUUGAUUGCUCACUUUGCGGUUUGAUCGGAGUAUUAUAACAUUAUAAAUCAAAAUGGAAUCAAGUGUUCAAAACAACCAAAUUACAUCUAAUGUAACGGGUGAACAUGUACAACAAAAAUCUAUCAAAACAACAAAAGCCAAAGCUUCCAAGACAAAAGAUUCGAAAAAAGUAGUUAGCAGCAAUAGUGUAGCACUAUCUGCGACCACAACGGCGACGGCGACGUUAACAACAAAGGCAAACAUAACAACAGCUAUGGUGGAAAACGUUUCUUCGAGUAAUACCGUUAUUGAAGUUUUUGAAAAUACAACAACUAAUACCACAAAUCAUAGCCUAGAAACGAAGAAUAUUGAAAAACAGUCUAAUAUUACAAUAGAUUCGACAGCAAAGCAAAAUGGAGGCGGAGAACUUCUGCCAUCCGAAAAUGGAGUUGUUAAAACAAAAACUGUAAAAAUGAAAUCUUCUGCGUCUUUAUCAAGUUUGGCAAAUGGAAAAAAACAAUCGAAGAAAGUCAAGAAAUCCAAUCAAUUAGAGAAAGAGAACAUAUCAGUGAAAUCGAGCUUUAGCAAAUUUGAUACUCUUCAAAAGCGGAAUUUAAUACAUGUACGUUCAAGUGAUGCUGGUAAAGCUCAAGAAAAGUUCACUGAUGCUAAUGCUGAAAAAAAGCAAGAUUGUCGUGUUUGCCAGAAAGAGGUUUAUAAAAUGGAAGAAAUCAAGGCAGAAAAAAGUAUUUAUCACAAGAACUGUUUCCGUUGUCAUGAAUGUGAAAAGCAAUUAAAGGUAGAUAACUAUCAAAGUCAUGAAGGUGUUUUGUAUUGCAAAGCACACUUUAAAUCCCUUUUUAUGCCAAAGGUUGUAGAGGAAACACCUGAAGACAAACCCAGAAAGCCGGAAUUAAUUAUACGUGAAAAUCAACCCCUAGAAUUACCCCCUGAUGUUGUUCGAGCAUCCGAUAAACCUGAUCUUGGGUUAGAAGAACUUCAACAAAUAAACAUACGCUCCAAAUUCGAGGCUUUCGAAAAAUCUCAAGUAGAGAAUGAUGACAACAGAACUUUGGAGCGCACUCCAAGUAUGACCGGUGUCAAACGAAGUGCUUCAAUUCUGUCAAAAUUAGCCAAAUUUCAAGCAAAAGCCAACAGUGUCAACAAUGGAAGCGAUGAUCCGGAUUUAAUCCCUUACGAAAAAGAAUCAGAUUCAGAUGGUGAAUCAUCGGAUGGCGAUGAUGCUGAAAGUGACCCAGAUUUAGUGAGAGCUAAACGAUCUCAACGUGAACGUCCUGUUGGUUUAGGCAAUAUGAAUGACAUUAAGAGUAAAUUUGAAACGGGUCACAUUAUGUCAAAGGAAGAACGACGGGAAGAACGCAAACAAGAAAUUCAAAAUAUCCGAUCACGUUUAUUUAUGGGUAAACAAGCGAGAAUUAAGGAGAUGUAUCAGCAAGCCGUUGCGGAAAGUGAGCAUGGAAUCACAUCUAUUGGAAAAAAAUCUGAAAUUGAAAUUGGUGACAAGGCAAGAUGCUUAAAAGAAAAAUUUGAAAAGGGCGAGAUAUUCAAGGAGUAUGAUGAAACUGCCCGAGUACCCGAAGAUGAACUUGAAGUCUUUGAAUCAGCGAUAAGUAAGAAAUCCCGGAGUCUCUUUCAGGAGCUCGAUGCAUCUGCAGUUAAAAAUCAACUUUCGCCAAGAAAUCGAUUACCGUCAUCAAACGAUCAAAGAAAUCGUUCAUUCGAUAAUCAAAAUUUGGUGAAUUCAAAUUCAACAGAUAGCAUUGUUAAGCACGAUGAAAAAGUUGAUGACGUACAAAUCGAAACAUCUGACAUAAGUUCGAAAUUCAAAUUUUUCGAGACGUAUAAGCCAACUGAAAACAAAAAAAAAACUUUUCGAAUUACUCCACCGCGAGAGGGCGUUGUUAAAUUCCCAACACCAGAAUCAGACGAUGAGAAAGAUACACAAAAAACGGUCAUUGAUACCGAGCCAGCUGAAAAAACUCAUACGGCUACAAUAAUGCUAAGCAAGUUUAGAGAACUAGAACAAACUAAAAAUAAUAAUAGUGCACAUUCGGGGCCGAGAUCAUUAAAGUGCUUUACACCACCACCAGAUGAAAACCGUCGAGUUUAUAUAGAAUCCGAAAGUGAUAUGGAAAAUAUGUCUGAAGAAGAGGAAGAGGAGGAUGGAGAGGAUUAUGACGAAGAGGGUGGCGAAGAAGAGGAUAGUGACUACAAUGUUGAUUCUAGAUCUCGCAAUCAUCUCGAGGAUGAAGCACUUAUACAGGCUCAAUCUGCUGCAAGGGCUAAACAGCUGAGGGCCAAAUUUGAAAAAUGGGAAGCUAGUGAAAUUCAAAGAGAAAUUCAGGAUGGAACAAUUAAUCUUUACGAAGAUAACUCCGAAGAGAACCAAAUCGAGAGUGCAAAAGCAAUACGAGCGAAAUUUGAGAACAUGAAAGAAACUCAAUCAAAACAACCGACCCGUCCACGUUACAAAGUCAACCGAUUUGUAUAAUCAUGACAAAAUUUUAGCAGAAGAUGAACACAACGACAGCUAUGCCAACAUUUUUAUAUAUUAAUAAUACCGGCGAAUUAUAUUUCGUGUAGUCAUAUGGGUUACAUUAAAAUUUGGAGAAAAAAAUUGUAAUUAUUUGUGGGGAAAUUAUUAAGAAAAUUAAAAUUUUUUGCAUUAGA